AUGGAGUCGGCAAAACCGAUCCGCAAUCUCGGGCAAAGCGGCAGCUUGGUGGUGCUCAGGCUCGGUGGCGGCAGCUUAGUGGUCAUAGGCGUGGUCGUGCUCAAGCCUUGUAUGGUCGUUGUGGUCAUCAGCGUGGUCGUACUGAAGCUUGUCAUGCUUGUUGUGACCAUGAUCCUGGUCCUGGUCAAACGUUUCAGAGUGGUUGUGGACAUAAGCGUGGUCGUUUUCAAGCAGGUCAUACACUUCGUGAUCAUGAGCGUGGGCGUGCUCAAGCCUUGCAUGGUCUUCGUGGUCAUAAACGUGGUCGUGCUCAAGCUGUUCAUGGUCCUCGUCGUGCUCAAGCUGUUCAUGGUCUUCGUGGCCAUGAGCGUGGCCCUUCUGAAGAUGUCGAGGGUCUUCGUGGUCAUAAACGUGGUCGGGUUCAGGCUUGUCAUGGCUUUCGUGAUCAUGAGCGUGGUCGUACUCGAUGACUUAAAGAUCUUGGUGAUCAUGCGUGAGGUCGAGCUCAUGCCUGUCCUGGUCUUCGUGAUUUCGCGUGGAAGCGGGCUCAGGCAGUUUAUGGUCCACGUGGUCAUGGUUGCGGCCGUGCUGCAACUUCUCAGAUCUUCAGGGUCAUAA
Prorocentrum cordatum is the source of this 618-nucleotide messenger RNA. The record is from the annotation of a GenBank genome assembly. NCBI's taxonomy places the organism in Eukaryota, Dinophyceae, Prorocentrales, Prorocentraceae.